Messenger RNA from Pseudopipra pipra, 2361 nucleotides. RefSeq names its product plasminogen activator, urokinase (gene PLAU). The transcript has 11 exons. Gene Ontology annotation, biological process: plasminogen activation; regulation of cell adhesion mediated by integrin. The coding region runs from base 151 to 1443 and encodes 430 amino acids. Gene Ontology annotation, molecular function: serine-type endopeptidase activity. The record is from RefSeq and is a predicted model, not a curated record. Lineage: Eukaryota; Metazoa; Chordata; Aves; Passeriformes; Pipridae.
GCCCGGCCCUUUAUAGAGCCCGCUCCGCUGCGCUCCGCCAGCCGCUCCUGCAGCUCCGCCGUGGGCAUCCAUCGGCACCGCCGAUCCCCGGGCUCCGCCGCCGAAUCAAAUAAUACAGAUAGAAGAGGCACGAAGUGAGAAGUUGACAACAUGAAGUUACUCAUCUUUCUCAUAGUAGCCCUUGUCACGGGACCAGAUUCUGGUUAUAGCUGGAAGUACUACAACAUGCUAUACAAACGCAGAUCAGAUCACAAGGAAUGCUCUUGUUUGAAUGGAGGCACUUGCAUUACCUAUUACCUCUUCAGUGGAAUUAGUCGUUGCAUAUGCCCAGAAGGAUACACUGGGAUUCACUGUGAACUAGACACUGAUAGCAUAUGCUAUACUCAAAAUGGGGAGGACUACAGAGGGAUGGCAACAGAAGACGAAUGUCUGCCAUGGAACUCGCCCUCACUAUUCAGGAGGGGUCUUUACAAUGCUUACUUGGAGAAUGCUCUGCAGCUUGGACUGGGCAAACACAGCUACUGCAGAAACCCAAAUGGGAGGAACCAGCCCUGGUGUUACACCAAAAAGGGACGUGCCAUUAAAGAAAUAUCCUGUAACAUAAAGAAAUGUGGGCCUUCAUGUGGUCAAAGAAGCAUGAGCAAGAACUUCAAGAUUGUUGGUGGAAGGCAGGCAGAGGUUGAGUCUCAGCCUUGGAUAGCUGGUAUCUUCCAAAACAUAAGGGGCACGGACCACUUCCUGUGCGGCGGCAGCCUCAUCGACCCCUGCUGGGUGCUGACGGCAGCGCACUGCUUUCACAAUCCGUCAAGAAGACAGCUAAACAAAUCUGUCUAUAAAGUCUACCUUGGAAAGUCCAUACUGAAUGUUACUGAUGAUAAGGAACAAGUAUUCAUGGUUGAUGACAUCAUCUCUCAUCCUGAUUUUACAGAUGACACAGGUGGCAAUGAGAAUGAUAUCGCUUUGAUAAGGAUAAGGACAACUUCUGGACAGUGUGCAGUAGAAUCCAAAUAUGUCAGAACGGUCUGCCUGCCAGAGAGGAACCUUUACUUACAAGACAAUACCCCUUGUGAAAUAGCUGGCUAUGGAAAACAAGAUUUUUAUGACAUCUUCUAUGCUCAAAGACUGAUGUCAGCCACUGUGAACUUAAUAUCACAGAGAAAAUGCAAAUCUGAAUACUAUGACAAUAUCAGAGUUACUGACAACAUGGUCUGUGCUGGAGAUCCCACAUGGCAGACUGAUGCAUGCAAGGGAGAUUCCGGUGGCCCCAUGGUCUGUGAACACAAUGGCAGGAUGAUGGUUUAUGGGAUUGUCAGCUGGGGAGAUGGCUGUGCAAAGGAAAACAAGCCUGGUGUUUACACCAGAGUAACUCGAUACCUUAACUGGAUUGACUCCAAGAUGAAUGGGGUGCUUGCCAAAAGUAAUUUUCUUCCUGAACCAAAGUGACCUUUUUUCUACAGCUGGAGUGAAAUGAACAAGACUCAGCCUGUACUGACACCAGGACAGUAAAGACAUGAAUGUCAUAAGAGGCUUUCAUUUUAAAUGCUUGUGUGGUCUGCCACUCACAUCAGUGUUCCUGAGGCAUGAGGCAGAGAGAUGGUUGAUAUAUUAUCUUACUACUCUGAAUUACCUGAAAACCACUCAGUGGGAAGCUAAAAUAUUUAACAUUUAAAUGAGUAUUCCCAUGCACGAUACUAUGCAUAACAAGUUAUCUGUCCACUUCAUUUAUGAGCCAGCAUUUGGUCUGGAAAUAUUGGUACAGUUUUAACUUCAGUAUUCAUUUUAUACAUGACCUGAGACUAAAAUCUCUCCUUGUUGAACUGAAUAAUACUAAGACUCAAGUGCUACAUUCCUAACCAGUUAAGACCAGUAUUGAGUGAUCAGACUUUGCAUUAAAAAGUGGAGAAAAAAAAUGUAGUAGCUGUGUCAGUAUUACAAAGUCUUAAUGUAUUCCACUUAAGAACUGUGCUGUAAGAAGGUGUAUUGGAAAGUUGCUGAACUUCUAGGUCACACCUGUAGGUGUCUGGGUCCCUUGGAACAUGUGGCUAUGUAACCUCUACAUGUAAUAUGUAAUGAGGAAAAGGUUUAAGGACUUAGGACUCAUUGAAUGCUGCAGGUGUCAAAAGUGAGAAAUUUAUUUCCAUUGAUUUAACUGAUAUUAUAUGGAAAUUAGUCCCUCUCCCCCAGCUUAUUCUUGGUUUUAUUUUUAAACUUGUCUUUGUUUUAUAGAUCUGAAUUGUUUUAUAGAUUUGCAUUAUUUGUAUGAGGGCUGGAACCUCACACUUUAUUUAAUUAUUUUUACUGUGUUUAACUUAUUGUUUGUAUUAUGGAUUGUAAAAUUUUAUUAAAAAAACCUUGUUCUUA